This is a messenger RNA of Dendrobium catenatum, 2183 nucleotides long. Its product is annotated as 65-kDa microtubule-associated protein 3-like. Gene Ontology annotation, cellular component: spindle; cytoplasm. NCBI's taxonomy places the organism in Eukaryota, Viridiplantae, Streptophyta, Magnoliopsida, Asparagales, Orchidaceae. Gene Ontology annotation, molecular function: microtubule binding. The coding region runs from base 123 to 2183 and encodes 686 amino acids. The transcript has 13 exons. Gene Ontology annotation, biological process: microtubule cytoskeleton organization. The record is from RefSeq and is a predicted model, not a curated record.
CUCUCUCUCUCUCUCUCUCUCUCUCUGACUCUCCCUGACGAAAGAUCUCGGAGGUGAUCUCUGGACUGCUCCUCUUGGGCUAAUAAGGGAAACCCUGUGCAGUGUGACCGUCGUCGCUCCAGAUGGCCAUAUCUCAUAAUGACCAACUUUCUCAGAUUGAAACAACCUGUGGAUCUCUUCUAUAUGAGCUUCAAAUGAUAUGGGAUGAAGUUGGAGAAUCAAAUGAUGAGAGAGACAAAAUGAUUCUUGAAAUAGAACAAGAGUGCUUAGAGGUAUAUAGAAGAAAGGUUGAUCAAGCAAACCAUUCUAGGGCCUAUCUGCGUCAAGCAAUAGCAGAUGCGGAAGCAGAGCUGGCUGCAAUCUGUUCUGCAUUGGGUGAGAGACCAGUUCAUCUCGGCAAGUCCAAUCAAAAUGCAUUAAGUUUGAAGGAGGAGUUAAAGGCUACAACUCCACAACUAGAAGAGAUGCGAAAGAGAAAAAAUGAUAGAUUAAGUCAGUUUCUUCAAGUCUUGGAGCAAAUAAGGAAGAUUUCAAGUGAGGUGUUGCCUGAUGUGCAAACUAAAUACAAAAUGAAUGUAGAUGAAUCUGAUCUAUCCACUCGGAAGCUUGAAGAACUUCAGAGGGAGUUAGAGGCACUACAAAAGGAGAAGACUGAUCGCCUGAAGCAGGUGUUGGAGCAUUUAAGAACUUUGAAUACGUUAUGCUUGGUUCUUGGUAUAGAUUUCAAACAAACCGUUAUGGAAGUGCAUCCUAGUUUGGAAGACACUGAAGGGUCAAAGAUUGUUAGCAAUGAAGUGAUUGAUAGGUUGGCUUCUGUCAUACAAAGCUUGAGGGAGGUUAAAUUACAAAGAAUGCAAAAGCUUCAAGAUCUUGCAACGGCUAUGUUGGAACUUUGGAAUCUAAUGGACACGCCAAUGGAGGAGCAGCAAUUAUUUCAGAACGUAACAUGCAAUGUUGCUGCUUCAGAACAUGAAAUUACAGAGCCAAACACUCUAUCAGUUGACUUCCUCAACUAUGUAGAGGCAGAAGUGGUGAGACUAGAAGAACUGAAAGCUAGCAAGAUGAAAGAGCUGGUUCUGAGGAAGAAGGCUGAACUAGAGGAGCUGCGUCGUAGGACUCAUUUGGUUGAAAGUGGGGGUGACAAUGAGGUCGAAAUCUCAAUUGAAGUCAUUGAAUCUGGUGCAAUUGACCCAUCUUUAAUCAUGGAGAGGAUUGAAGCCCAGAUUUCAUGCGUCAAAGAAGAAGCUUUUAGCAGGAAAGAAAUACUAGAGAGGGUUGAGAAAUGGAUGGCAGCUUGUGAAGAAGAGGCCUGGCUUGAAGAGUACAACAGGGAUGAAAACCGCUACAGUGCUGGUAGAGGAGCCCAUCUCGCAUUGAAACAUGCAGAAAAAGCUCGAGCAACAACUCAAAGGAUUCCAGGAAUUGUGGAGGCUUUAUGCAACAAAGUCAUAGCAUGGGAAGAAGAAAGAGGCAUUGAAUUUACUUAUGAUGGUGUUCGCCUUCUGUCCAUGCUAGAAGAGUAUUCUUUUGUCCGCCAGGAGAAAGAGCAAGAAAGAAAAAGACAGAGGGAUCAGAAAAAGCUGCAGAGUCAGUUUCAAGCUGAGCAGGAAGCACUUUUUGGAUCCAAACCAAGUCCUUCGAAGCCACAGUGCCUGAAAAAAGUUUCAAGAACUUCUUCAGGGUUUGCAAACAGAAGAUUAUCCUUAGGGGCAGCUGCAUUGCAGCCAAUGAAACCAGAUUUUCCUUGCGUUAAGACAACUUCCUCAACAAAGAGAGGAAAUGAGUUCACUUUUGCUUCCCCUGCCAAGAAAGGAGUAAUGGAAGCUAGAAAUCCAGUAAAGUUGCCAUCUUUCAAUGCAGAUAACAUGAAUUCUCUUCAAUCUGAACCACCUCGAAAGUCUUUCGGUGCGACGAACACAAUCAAUCAACAAUCAGAAACACCAAGAAAGCCAUUUUCCCUUCUUGAUCCAGCCAAUAUUCUGCCAUUAACGCCUUCCCUGUCCAUCCACAGCAUGGUUAGAGAAGAAGAAAACCAGCUGAUGCCCAUAUCAACGCCCAGAACUCCAGGAACAGUGAUGAAGCCAAUGCAGAUGGCCAUUACUCCAGCAACCAUUCGAAGAGUGCCAGAUGAGAAGGAAUACUCCUUUGAAGAAAGAAGACUUGCAGUUUACUACAGAAGAUAG